Messenger RNA from Cooperia oncophora, 207 nucleotides. NCBI's taxonomy places the organism in Eukaryota, Metazoa, Nematoda, Chromadorea, Rhabditida, Trichostrongylidae. The record is from the annotation of a GenBank genome assembly.
AUGCAUAGCACUUCAACGACCGUUGACUCAGACGUGGAUGUUAUCGGUUUGUCUCAUUCCACAAAGCAAGUCUCAAUACGUGACGCCGAGCCUGAGCAAAGUGACGAGCCGUUAGACCUUUCUUUGAAAAGUUCUACGUCCUUAUAUUCACCAACAACUUCGCGACCCAGUGUGAUAAUUGAAAGCCCCACAGGUGAGAUUUCUUGA